AUAUACCUUCUUCCAAAAUUACCUAAAAUUAUAAAAAUAAUAAAUUUUGUUCAUAAUUGUGCUGGACCUGUACUUGGUUUAUGUAGUUCCUUUGAUGUACCACUUAAUGAAAUUCAUAACAUUGUGUGUGUAAUCAGGUGUGACAACCCACGAUGAUAUUGUCACAUUUUGUCAGUAUAAAAGGCACCUCAGUAGUGAAGUUGAAUUAUGCUUCUAGGCAAAUGUUAUCUAAGAAUUCCAAAUUUUUGGAGGGACAUUAUUGUCCCCUAGCUACAAUGUCUUACAAAUUACAAUAUUAAUUUUGCACUUAUUGAUAAGUUAAUGUCUUAUUGGCAUUUGGCACAUUAUUUAAUUUCAAUGAGGCCAAUUCCAUUUUAUUUCCCAAAAUAAAAAAGGAUGGGAGGAUGAGAACAGAAGAUACAAGAUCUUACCAUGACCAUUGAUGAUAUCAUGGAGGAACUGAAAAAUGCUCAUGGUGUUAUUGAUGCCCGUGAGUCCAGUAUAAACAGUUUAGAGUAUAACCUCACCAAUGAGAGAGGGAGGAUCAAGGAACUGACCAAAAGGAUGCCGUCACUAGGGACCAGACUAUCAGGAAUAAUGGAGGAGACCAGCUCAGUGAAGAGACAGCUGGAGGAGAAGUCUACACAUCAAAGGCCCUUCACUGGUUUCUGUAUAUUACAUACUUUGUGGCUUCUAUGAUGAUAUAAAAGUGGUAGACAGUAGGAGCUGAACUCAUUGCAAUAGAGAAACAAUUAAAAUCAAUAAUAAUGGGAUCAGUAGUCCUAAGAAGAACAAUACUAGUUAUACUGAGUACAUGUUAUACAAAUGGACUAGAGCUAGCUGACUUGUACCCAUAUGGUACAGAGUAUGGGGACUCCAUGAGCAUUGGAUCUGGUUUAUAUCGGCCUACACCAUUACUGGCUCCAAUUGAUAAUUUAGUUAUAUUUAGUCCAGCUGGACUUGCAGCAGCAAUAAGAUAUAGAAUUUAUCGCGAUGGGAGCUUGGUAUUGGAAAAUGAUGAAGGUUGGAUCUCUUUGAAUUUGCUCCGGAUACUUAGUGGACAUUUUUUCAAUACUAAGAUAUAUGGUAGGAUUACUACUGAUCAAGUAUUGGUAAAGAGAGCAAUGAAUCAGAUUAAUGAAGAAUUUCCUAAUACUUUCUGCAGUACAUCUCCUCCUACACAAUUGAUAAUGGCAACAUGGAUAGAUUAUCUAAAAGCUGACUCAAACCCUGGCAGUAACUUCCAGUUAAUAGUUGUAUCUGGUAGAUGCAAGACAUUUGGUAUUGCUCUUUAUGUAAAUGUGAGCAUUACAUCAGCUGAUACUGGAUUAUCUUCACAUAUUAAAGGUGAAUAUGUACCCCCUGAUCCUACUUUCUUUCCAUUUGGUACUACUGUCAUGGAUGCCCCUACUAUGAUGCUUAAUAGUACCAUGCCAGGGACAUAUAUAUUUUCUCUGAAUCAUAUGCCACCAACUCCUUGCACUCUAUGUAAAGCUAAACUUCUCAAGAUGGCAUGUGAAGCUAUGAGGAGGAUUAAUGGUAAAAAGCUACCAGCUCCUUGUCAUGACUAAUAAUCAUUCAAUUUUAUUGUGUUUUUGUGAUUGUUUUUUUGUAAUUAAAUGUUUUUCAGUAGUGAAUUAGUCAAUUUUAAUAGCA
Messenger RNA from Amphimedon queenslandica, 1656 nucleotides. RefSeq lists its product as uncharacterized. The transcript has 6 exons. The coding region runs from base 768 to 1571 and encodes 267 amino acids. The record is from RefSeq and is a predicted model, not a curated record. Lineage: Eukaryota; Metazoa; Porifera; Demospongiae; Haplosclerida; Niphatidae. Gene Ontology annotation, biological process: cell-matrix adhesion.